Messenger RNA from Pteronotus mesoamericanus, 270 nucleotides. RefSeq names its product small ubiquitin-related modifier 1-like. NCBI's taxonomy places the organism in Eukaryota, Metazoa, Chordata, Mammalia, Chiroptera, Mormoopidae. Gene Ontology annotation, biological process: protein sumoylation. The transcript is spliced from 2 exons. Gene Ontology annotation, molecular function: ubiquitin-like protein ligase binding; protein tag activity. Gene Ontology annotation, cellular component: nucleus; PML body. Bases 13 to 270 code for a protein of 85 amino acids. The record is from RefSeq and is a predicted model, not a curated record.
GCUGCCAUCCCCAUGUCUGACCAGGAGGCAAAACCUUCAACUGAGGACUUAGGUGAUAAGAAGGAAGGAGAAUACAUUAAACUCAAAGUCAUUGGACAGGACGAUAGUGAGAUUCACUUCAAAGUGAAAAUGACAACAUAUCUCAAGAAACUCAAAGAAUCAUGCUGUCAAAGGGAGUUCCGACGAAUUCACUUAGAACUGGGAAUGGAGGAAGAAGAUGUGAUUGAAGUUUAUCAGAAACAAAUGGCAGGGGGUCAUUCAGCGCUUUAG